AAAUUCUGGUGAUUGGCUGCCUUCACCUCGAUUCGGCAUAAGGUUUUCUUUUCUGGCGCUCUGACUGUUCUCCGACUCCUCGUUAUUCCUCUAGUUUUGCUGCAGCACAAGGAUUUGGCUGGCUUUACGUGCAAUCGGGAAUUUGGAGAUGGAAGUUGCUGAAUGUACUAAGAUUGUAAUAAACAGAAUCCAAAAGCUCGAACCAGAGAAUGCUAUGAAGCUAAUCGGCUACCUUCUCUUGAAACAUACAGAUCGAGAAAUUAUGGAAUUUGCAUUUGGACCCGACAGUCAGAUCCUUUCUCUGGUCAAUCAAGCCAAAGCAUAUCUUACUUUGUUGCAGAAGUCUAACCUUUCUUGUCCUAUGCAGCACCUUGAUGAUCAGAAGCUCCACUAUAUGUUUUUUUCCCCCACCAUAUCGCGACCUUUCUCUUCACCUUCCAGCUUUAGCAUCCCUGCUCCAUUGUCGGACUCUCAUCUACUCUCUGAUCAGAUGCUGAUUUCUCAGAAUCUAGAUUUCCCACCUUCUUCAUACACUGAUCUGAUUGGCGGGCUUUAUAACCAAGCUGAACAAUUGAGCUUGGUAGACCAUUUGCAUCCUUCAUGUCCUGACUACUUGAGAAAUAAGUGCUUUUCCGAGGCUGCAUUUGAGAGAGGUUUGAGUUCGAGGAUCAACAUGAGGUUGCAUCCUGGGUGGCUUGAGUCACCUCCCAGAGCUUGUCAUUACUAUUCCAAGGGCUACUGUAAGAAUGGCAUCAACUGUCGGUUCUCCCAUGGUCAGACAAACCCUGAUGGCUUCUCUGAUACACAUAAUCCAAGUCUGAAUGAAUUUGGUAAAGAAGACCAAGUUUCUGCACCUGGGUCAUUUUCAAAGUUGGAAUCGGAGAUCAUAGAGCUCCUGAAAUCAAAAAGAGGGAUGCCUGUUUCUAUAGCUUCUUUGCCCACCAUGUAUCUUGAGAAGUAUGGGAAAAUGCUUCGGGCUGAUGGAUACCUCACAGAGAGCCAGCGUCAUGGGAAGGCUGGUUUCAGCUUGACAAAGUUGCUUAAUCAAUUGAAUAAUAGCAUUCGGAUUAUAGACAGACCACAUGGGCAGCAUUCAGUUGUACUUGCAGAAGAUGCUUGUAUGUAUAUGGAGUACAGGAGUGACAGAAUCGAUCAAGGAGCAGUAAUUGCUAGCUCCCAUCAGAUAUAUCUUACUUUUCCAGCUGAAAGCACAUUCACCGGCGAAGAUGUUUUUAAUUAUUUCAAUCAGUAUGGUCCUGUUCAUGAUGUGAGGAUUCCACGGCAAGAGAAACGUAUGUUUGGGUUUGUGAGUUUCCUCUAUCCAGAGACCGUGAAAAAUAUUCUGGCAAAAGGACAUCCCCACUAUAUCUCUGGCACAAGAGUCCUGGUUAAGCCAUAUAAGGAAAAAUCAAAGCUAACAGACAAAAAGUAUGCAGAGAAAAUGGGGAGUCCAGAUUGUUUCCCUUCUCAAUUGUUUGCAGUGGAUCAGAACACUGAAUUAAUUCUCGGUAUAUCUAAAAGUACUGGAUCUCCGCAAAGGAACCUGUCUAAAGAUCAUGACCUUGCCAUUGAACUUGAGAGAAGACACCUAUUUGAGCUGCAGCUAACCCCUAAGCAGCCAAGACAACAAUCAUGUUUCAGCUUGGGAAUGGAAGAACUAAAGGUUUUAGAAGAUGAUUUUGACUGCCAUUCAACUGUUUUUAAGAGUGGCCCCAGAAAUGACUGCAUAUCUAAGCAGACAUACAACAAUUGUAAUGAUAUAAAUAGUGACCACAUUGAACUUCCAGAAAGUCCAUUUGCUUCUCCUCGGCUAGGAAGUAGCAUCUCCACAGUCACAUAGAGAUUGACAAAGAUGAUACAUAGAUUUAGAUUACACAUUCAAGACUCCCUACUUGUCAAGUAUUUGGAGUAACUCAUCCAAGCUCUACAAAAUCAACAUCAAGGGCAGAAGCUUCCACCAGAGGAAGUUUUCACACAUCAUAGAAAAGCUACAUCAAAACGGGAAUCAUUUAGUUUGGUACUAUUAGCCACAGAACAAAGUAUCAUGUGGAUGCUUAGAAAGAGAUAAAUGUAAGAUAGGCUGUUCUGAUAGAGUGACAAGUGAAAUUUUGUGGUUUAGAGGUUAUGCAAUGUUGUUGACAUUUUACAUACCCAUAUGAAUAGAAACUUAAGACAGAUUUGCGAAUGUACCAACAGAUACUAUAAUUUUACAGCAAUUAUGUUUUUCGUAGAAUACCAAAUUAA
Molecule: messenger RNA, 2244 nt
Organism: Musa acuminata AAA Group (dessert banana)
Lineage: Eukaryota; Viridiplantae; Streptophyta; Magnoliopsida; Zingiberales; Musaceae
Product: zinc finger CCCH domain-containing protein 18
Exons: 8
Coding region: 149-1840 (563 amino acids)
Molecular function (GO): metal ion binding; RNA binding
Source: RefSeq, a predicted model, not a curated record